AUACAUUAUCGAAACGCGCAAUUAAAAUAUUUAUAUAAACAGUUUGUUUUUAAGUCUUCAAUUUAUAGGCAGUUAGGCGCUUAAAUCAUUUUAUUUAAAGCGCUAUUUAAAGCGAUUUUAAUGGAUUUUUAGGAAACCCAGUUGCCAGCUGAUUUUGCGUCAGUGGGAGCUGAUCAUCUUGUCAUAUUACCCAAUUACUCGAAAAUCAAAAUAGCAAUAGAACUUCUGCCAUUCAAAAAUAGAAAAAAAAAAAUCGGUAAAGACAAUGUCGGAGGAUAAACAGUUCAUCCGCCGGGAAAAGGACACCAAGAAAACCUCCACGGGUUUGAAGGAGGUGGACAUCUACCGGGACACCUUCAUUCGCUAUAUGGGCUACAGCAACGAGAUUGGCGAGUCCUUCCGUCCGCUGGUGCCCAAGUCUCUGGUAGCCGCAUCCUACGGCAUGGCCAUCGGAUACGUUUGCACGGACACCUUUGACAAGGCACUGCGCCUCCAAAUGGAUGGCGCUUCCUCCAGAGAAGUGGUCGUCAAGGGAGGCGACGUCUUCUGCUGGCAAAUGUUGGCCUCCGUUGCCAUUCCCGGCCUGGUCAUCAAUAGGAUCACCUGGGCCACCAAAACACUGCUGAGCAAAGCGCCUAUGCCCGUGCUGAAGACGGUGCCCACCCUGGUGGGCCUGGCCAGCAUACCGCUUAUCAUUCAUCCCAUCGACAGCAUGGUGGAUCGCCUGAUGGACGCCACCUACCGCAAGACGGUGCGGUAGUGAACGCUGCCUGGGAUGUGCCCAGCAUCUGGCCUACUCCAAAUAAAUUCCCAUUCUUCUCCACGGUGAUAGUUCUUAGAUACUAAGAGUUUACAUGAAAUGUAGCAAAGCUUUAGCCCCAAAUCCAGUUUGCAUAUUGACAAUGA
Molecule: messenger RNA, 906 nt
Organism: Drosophila sechellia
Lineage: Eukaryota; Metazoa; Arthropoda; Insecta; Diptera; Drosophilidae
Product: mitochondrial fission process protein 1
Exons: 3
Coding region: 266-760 (164 amino acids)
Biological process (GO): mitochondrial fission
Cellular component (GO): mitochondrion
Source: RefSeq, a predicted model, not a curated record